GUAACACUCGCACUGCAAGUGCAAAGUGGCACUUGGCUCAAAUUUGAACUUUGGAAUCAUUCUUUACUUUGAUAAUAAUUAUUGAUAUCAUUAACAUAAAAAAGUACUACUUACGGUAAAUUUAUUUUGUUUGCUAAUAAAUAAAUAAACAAAAAAUACGCAAUGAUACAAUUUGGAAUAAUAAGUAGAAAAUUUUCAAGUUCCUCCGCAGUCCAAAAUGCCAUAAAGAAUGUAACUAUUAUCGGAGGUGGUCUUAUGGGAUCUGGCAUAGCACAGGUGACUGCUCAGGCCGGACAAGAUGUAACAUUAGUAGAUGUGAAUUCUGAUGUUCUUGCAAAAUCACAGAAAUCCAUCAGCAACAGCUUGAAUAAAAUUUCUAAGAAGAUUUACAAAGACAACCCUCAGGAGGCUGAAAAAUUUGCAAAAGAGGCUUUUGCUCGCAUAAAGACAUCUACAGAUCCAGUUAGUGCUGUAAAAGAGACUGAUUUAGUUAUUGAAGCCAUUGUUGAAAAUCUUGAAGUCAAACAUUCUCUCUUCGAAAAACUUGAUAAUGCAGCACCUGCCCACACAAUAUUUGCUUCAAACACAUCAUCACUGUCUAUUAAUGAAAUUGCAUCUGUUGUUAAGAGGAAAGAUAAGUUUGGUGGUCUUCACUUUUUUAAUCCUGUUCCCAUAAUGCGUCUUUUAGAAGUAGUGCGUGGUAUGGACACAACAGAUAUCACCUUUAAUACUAUGAUGGAUUGGGGCAAGUCUGUUGGCAAGACUUGUGUGUCAUGUAAGGAUACACCCGGCUUUAUUGUGAAUAGACUGCUAGUUCCCUACAUUGCCGAGGCCAUAAGGUUGUUAGAAAGAGGUGAUGCUUCUGCACAAGACAUUGACAUAGCAAUGAAACUGGGUGCAGCAUACCCAAUGGGCCCCAUAGAAUUAGCAGACUAUGUUGGACUUGAUACAACCAAGUUCAUUCUUGAUGGGUGGGCCAAGAAAUACCCUGAUCAACCACUAUUCCGUCCAAUUCCCACCCUUAAUAAAUUAGUUGCUGAAGGAAAGCUUGGUGUCAAGAGUGGUGAAGGAUUCUACAAGUAUGAAAAAAAGUAAACUUGUCAUUGAAUUGUUAUAUAAAAAUUUUAUAUUGUUUCAGCAUGUGUUUCUAUAAGAUAUUUUUAUUUACAGUAUUUGUUUAUAGUUCUUUUAUAACCUAUAAGUCUACAUUAAACAUUAAGUUUUAAAAGAUAAGAAAUAUAUUUUUGUACUGUAUUGA
This is a messenger RNA of Pieris rapae (cabbage white), 1258 nucleotides long. Its product is annotated as hydroxyacyl-coenzyme A dehydrogenase, mitochondrial. Gene Ontology annotation, cellular component: mitochondrion. The transcript is spliced from 5 exons. Gene Ontology annotation, biological process: fatty acid beta-oxidation. Bases 163 to 1095 code for a protein of 310 amino acids. NCBI's taxonomy places the organism in Eukaryota, Metazoa, Arthropoda, Insecta, Lepidoptera, Pieridae. Gene Ontology annotation, molecular function: (3S)-3-hydroxyacyl-CoA dehydrogenase (NAD+) activity; NAD+ binding. The record is from RefSeq and is a predicted model, not a curated record.